This is a messenger RNA of Parnassius apollo (apollo), 330 nucleotides long. Lineage: Eukaryota; Metazoa; Arthropoda; Insecta; Lepidoptera; Papilionidae. The record is from the annotation of a GenBank genome assembly.
AUGAAAAAGAAACCCCGCGGCAGUUAUGCUCAAGUGGUCUGCGAUAAAAACCGAUUAGCAAUAGUACGGUGGAACGACAACAAAGCCGUAACAUUGAUAAGUUCUUACGUAGGUGCAGAGCCAGUAGAAAAAAUUAAAAGAUACUGCAAGGACUCUAAAAACAAAGUGGAUGUAGAUUGCCCUCAAAUUGUCAAAGACUAUAAUAAACAUAUGGGGGGAGUCGAUUUAGCCGAUAUGCUCAUUUCUCUUUACAAAACCCCAUUCAAGACCCGGCGUUGGUACAUCGGCAUAUUUGCGCAAAUUCUCGACAUAUGUAUCAAUAAUGCGUAA